UGAUAAUAGUUAUUCUGUGAUAUAAAAUGCCAGUGAACGAGAAUGUAAUUCUUCUUGAUAUUGAAGGAACAAUUACAUCUAUUAGCUUUGUCAAAGAUACAUUAUUUCCGUAUGUCACUGAAGUCCUCGAGGAUUACGUUGAAAAACACUGGGACGAUGAGAGUUUUCAACAAGAUUUAGAAUCAUUACGUGCACAAGCUGUUGUUGAUUCCAAUAUUGAAGGUUUUGUACCGAUAUCUACUGGCGAUAAUGCAAAGAAAUCUGUAAUCAAUAAUGUAUUAUGGCAGAUGACCAACGAUAAAAAAACUACAGCUCUAAAGCAAUUACAAGGUCACAUAUGGAAAGAUGGAUAUGAAAGUGGUCUUUUAAGAGGUCAUUUGUAUGAAGAUGUAUUACCAGUUUUAAAUAAGUUAACUGAAUUGGGUAAAAAGAUAUACACCUAUUCCUCUGGRAGUACUAAAGCUCAAGAGUACUUAUUUCAAUAUUCCAUAUAUGGAGACGUGUCUGGUAUAUUUCUAAAAUAUUUUGACACUAAAAUGGGUCCAAAAGGCUCAGAAACCAGUUACACAAAUAUUGCUAAUGAAAUAAAUGUAAAUUGUAGUGAUAUUUUAUUCUUAACUGAUGUAAUAGUUGAAGCAGAAGCAGCUAUAAAGGCUGGUUGUAAUUCAAUUCUCUUGGUAAGGCCUGGUAAUGCUCCUCUGGAUCCUGAGAAAAGUUCAAAGUUUAAAAUUAUAAAGACACUAGAUGAAUUAUUAGAAACUUAGUACAAACAUAGACACACAUAAAAUACAUAUUAUGUGAAAACAUAAAAUAUUUAAUACAUAUCAUUAUUCAUCAAUAAYGUUACAUUUGUA
Diuraphis noxia (Russian wheat aphid) is the source of this 854-nucleotide messenger RNA. It is a transcript of the gene Enoph, whose product is annotated as enolase-phosphatase E1. The record is from RefSeq and is a predicted model, not a curated record. Gene Ontology annotation, molecular function: magnesium ion binding; acireductone synthase activity. NCBI's taxonomy places the organism in Eukaryota, Metazoa, Arthropoda, Insecta, Hemiptera, Aphididae.